Messenger RNA from Umbelopsis ramanniana AG, 4167 nucleotides. RefSeq lists its product as uncharacterized. The coding region runs from base 162 to 3941 and encodes 1259 amino acids. Gene Ontology annotation, cellular component: transcription export complex 2; nucleus; cytoplasm. The record is from RefSeq and is a predicted model, not a curated record. Lineage: Eukaryota; Fungi; Mucoromycota; Umbelopsidomycetes; Umbelopsidales; Umbelopsidaceae. Gene Ontology annotation, biological process: mRNA export from nucleus. The transcript has 12 exons.
AGUCGCUCGAUGUUAUAUGGCCUCACUUCAUCUUCGGGUGCCUUUGCUUCACGUCCUGCAAACGGAAGCCAAAAAGCCACACGUGACCAAAGCAAAGCAGCUGGAAAUGUCGUAUUGCACAGCGGAAAAAAACCUAGCAGGUAGCGUACAUCAGCUUGGUCAUGAACACGCCUCCUAACAGAGGUCGAGCAGCCUCAGCAGCUACCAAUAGAGGCAGGGGUCGCGGACGUGCCAAGUCUGGAUCGAACAGCCCUUUCGCUGGGCACAACAAUGGCCAAGCCGGCGAUGGAGAUCCAUCGUGGCAGAACUCUCAAUGGUCUCAGCAAGGAAAGCGAGGUAACAACAACCGCAAUCGACCAGUCCAACAGAAAAACAACGCUUUGAACUAUUCGCUUGACGAUUUGCUACCCGGCUCUGACGAAGAAGUGAUUUCCCAAACGACAACGAGGAGCAAGGCACAAACGUUGGACGAACGAGCAGCUAGAUUUUCGGCCAAUGCCAACGCGAAGAAAAUCCAUUAUGAAGAGCUCAAAAAAAUGCGCGCUCACGAACGUGAAGAUGCUAUGAGGAAAGGGUUAAUCGACGAUCCCGACAAACCUAGAAAGCUGCAAGACGCUAUUAAAUUCACAGGAACAUGUCAAGACAUGUGUCCACAGUUCGAGCGUUUGGAAAGAGAGCUUCAACAUGGUUUGGAUCAACUGGAAAAGGACGAACAAGGUAACGCUGACCCGACGAAAUGCGUAAAGACGUACCGACGUUCAGCUGCUGGUAAUGAGCAAGAGCUGCCGUCGGAUGUGCGCCCACCUCCUGUCUUAGAACGCACACUCGACCACCUAUUCAACAAUGUUCUGGGCGAAAAUCCAAUCGAAAAAUGCCAUGUCUUCAUUCGCGAUCGUACUCGUGCUGUGAGAAAGGACUUUGGUGUACAAAAUGUGAAGAACAUGGAUGCCGUUCGGGCCCAUGAGCGGAUUGCACGUUUUCAUAUUCUCUCUCUCCAUGAAAUGUGCGAAUUGGAUGAAGAAAAGUUUAGUGAGCAACAAGAAAAUGAACAGCUCCGCAAAGUUUUGGUCAGUUUGGCACAAUUUUACGACGAUUUGAGCAAAGUCGGUAUCUAUAGCGACAACGAAGCGGAAUUUAGAGCUUAUCAAAUCUUAACUUAUAUACGAGAUCAAGAUGUUGUUCGAUGGGCACAGACUCUACGACUUCCCAUCUUCACGCAUCCUUUGGUUCAAAGGGCUUUAGAGUUUCAUGCUCUGGCACAGCGCAAUAACGAAAUCAUGGGCACAUCUGCACGUCGAAACAAGCCUGCCAAUUGUGAAGCAGCCCAAAACUUCUUCACUCGGUUCUUCAAGAUGGUGGCAGACAAGGAUACCACCUUUCUGAUGGCAUGCAUGUUGGAAGGGCAUUUUCCCGAUAUCCGAAAAGGAGCUAUGAAGGCUAUGAACAAGACGUACAACAUAAGGUACUCUGGAAUAUCGGCAGAAAUAGUACGGCAGAUGCUUGGCUAUGACAGCGUCCAGGAUUGUGUAAAGGAAGCUGAACUUUAUGGUAUCCUAGUCGACCACGCCAGCCCUGUUCCAGUCAUUCAUUUUAGCGGUACUACGUUGAACGGUACCAAAAAGCCUCUGUUCAUCGAACCUCUUUCCAACCCAAAACCCAAAAAGUCACAUUUACUUGUGGAACCUAAGAAGAUCGGACUGACAUUCAGCGACAUUAUAUGUCGAAAUUUGGGCGGUAGUAGUAGUACUUUACCACGAACGUCCAGGGCAAUACCAAUCCUCAGACCAUCUUCCACGACACUUUUUGACGAAUCAAAACGUGUCAGUGCGCCUUCAUUGCCGGCAAAACCAGCCCGGGCCUCAAUACCAUUUACCUCAAUACCACCAGCUACCGCAGCACCUACAAUAUCGACAUCUGCUAGCGUGCAGUCAAAAAAUACCUUACCAAUAACUGCAUCACCCUUUAAAGGCGCAAUCAAACCUGGCUUCUUUGCGCUAGCUAAUGUGGAAGCUUUGGAACAAAAGUACAAACCUUCUCAAAGCAAGGAAAGUGAAGCUGAGAAGUUGAUUGCUAAGCAAAAGGCAGAAGCACUCGCCAAGAAAGAAGCAGAUGAGCAGCUCAAGAGAAAAGAAGCUGCAGAAAAGGCUCGUAUUGAGGAGGAGAGGCGUAGACAGGAAGCAGAAAAAGCCCGACAACUCGCUGAAUUAGAAAGGCAGCGACAAUUGGAGGCAGCUCGUAUACGGGCUGAAGAAGAAGCCACCAUUGCCAAGAAGAAGGCUGAUGAAGAAGCGCAUUUGAAGGUGCUGGCAAAGACACGUAAAAUGGUUAUUGUAUCGCAACUACAAAACCAAAUCUGCAAUGACAUUAUGAAACAAGUCAUCGAACAACAAGUGAAAAAAAUUGCAUUUGCUCGAUACUUUGAACUGACAAAGGUUAAGCGUGUCGUGGAUGUUUGGCGAUAUCGUACAAAUCAAAAGAUAGCUGAACGAAAAGCAGUGGCUGAACGAUUGGAGAAGAUACGACAUACAUUAUCAAAAAUGCAAGUGGCUAAUCCAUCCACUGUAGCUAAAAUACACACCUUGGACGGCGACGUAACGAAUGCGUCUACGGAUGCCAUGAACGAAACCGAUAUGACAGACAAUGGACCUGAAGACAUUGAUGCAUAUUGCAAAGAACUUAUUCGAGAGGUGGAACAGGAAUCACAAUGGCGAGAUCAGCUAUGGCAACAGGAGGAUUAUGCACAAUAUCUCUAUCCCGCUUUACUACCGUCCUUGUCAUCGGUUCCGAACCAUUCACCAUCUACAGUGCAAGCUUGGCAGCUCUUGAUAUGCGUCGAAUACUGGAAUAGUCAGCCUGCACAAUGGAUUAGGCACAAGUUUGACCUCAGCGAGGCGACCGGGAUCAAGCAUAUCCAACAACCCAAAUUGAACAUUACUUUUCAAUCUGUAGCUUCUGAUGCAGAUUUGGACAAAAAGUUGUUCAUCAAUACCGGGGCUAUUAUCUAUCAGCUGUCUGAUGAGAGACAAUCAAAUUCUAACGAUUUAAAGAAUGCUGAAUACUGGAACCAAGAAAAAGAACGAUUUCAUUCAUUUAUGAGACGCAUCCAACAGGCUUCUCCCCAGCUGCGCGUACCUAUUGUUCUUUUAUAUUGGCCGCUACAACCUGGAUUGGAGAAGGAACUGAAAGAGAACAUCCCCUCUAUGCUGAAUGUGUUUACUACCAGUGUGUUGUCUGAGCAUCGAGUCGUGGUCAUGUCACCAAAGAAUGUCUGUGAAGACUUACCUGAGGUCAUCAAAUGGGUAGGACAACAUGGUAGGAAGCCGAAUCAGCUGACCAAGGCACUCAAGGUCGAAGUGGUCAUGGAAAAGUUUUGGGAAGUUAUGAACUGGAGUAUGGCGUACAUAUACCAACGUUUAUCUCAACCUCCGCCUGCUACCGUUGAUGACACCGUGCAAAACAUAAAUCACCUUGUUUCUAUUCAUAACAAGGCGAUAGAUCAUCUGGUGAUAUUAUUUGGAAAAGAGGAUAUGCAUGAUGAUGAUUAUAUGCUUCCUUAUAUGAAACCAAGGCCAUUUGCUGGACGAACCAUAACAAGUGCCGACCUAUAUCUCUUGCACACUGAGUGGCUAUCACAGAUCAAAUUCCAGAUUUCCAAGGUGGAGGUUCCUUCAUCAGCUCAAGACAUGUGUCAUAUCUUUUCCACUGUCAGUGGCAGUGCAUUUCAUGUGAUCCAAAAUGAGAUUAUACAGCAUGGAACAAUGACAAUUAUCGAUACCAACAAGUUUAAACUGGCAUUAGACUCAUUUCAACAUGACGCUUUCCAAAUCUUUCAGGAUGGUUCACACCAAGUUAGAAAACGGAAAUAUCCAAUGGAUACAGGUGGUCUGAGAGUGACCAAAAAGAUGGAUAUCACUACAUCAUCCUCUAGCAUGUUACUGUAAAUUUUACAACACUCCGUUAAAAACCCCAACGUGUACAUAUAAUAAAACAGACUGGAGCCAGUUUGCAUGGAUUGCUAUGUUGUAGCGUGCCAGCGGAUUCUUUCGUGUAGGAGGGUGCCUGAGCGGUUACCAGUCACAGCUUGAACCCGUCCGUUGCGGGGCCAGAGAUUGUUGCUGGGUCUUGGUUGACAAAAGUUCCAACCAGCCAUGUCGUCAGCCAACUAUG